This is a messenger RNA of Caenorhabditis elegans, 990 nucleotides long. RefSeq lists its product as uncharacterized. The coding region runs from base 81 to 737 and encodes 218 amino acids. NCBI's taxonomy places the organism in Eukaryota, Metazoa, Nematoda, Chromadorea, Rhabditida, Rhabditidae. The transcript is spliced from 5 exons. The record is from RefSeq and is marked reviewed.
AUGAAUACCCGACCAUCCAAUUAUGCUCUUUUACUCUAUUCCUUGUUAUCUUUCUUUCCAAAUUUUCUAGAAGUUUUCUUAUGUUUUUUUUUCAAAAUGCAUCCAAUUCUAUUCUCGAGAAAAACAACGCCAAUAAAAAUAAAUUGAGAACGUCAUCAGAAGAGCGGAACUACGCAGACAGAAGCGUCGUUCGUGUCUGUCAUAGAGAGGUUCUGGGUGAUGAUCAGAUGGACAUGUCCCGUGUUCUGGUCAUUGCUCCUCUCGUCGUAUUUGCCUUAUUCUUUUUGACUAUUCUGAUGUUACGUUCAUUUUUCUCGAUGAGAGAUAAACGGCGACGUGCUCGACGAGGGUGUCCACAAUCAAGUAUUGCUAACAAUGACACAGAAAUAUCUUGUAAUAAUUUCAAUUCAAAUAGCUCAUUUAAUCGGAACAACAAUUCCAAUAAUACAUCAAAUCCGAGCCCACCUAGUUAUUAUGCCGAAGUAAUGGCUACCAAUUCAUCGGCACUUUAUCCAGUUUAUGUGCCACCUUAUGCGGCGCCUUUGAUGUCGUUACGAGACCCACGGCAAUUUCAGGGUUUACCUGGAUUGGCAGCACCACCGCCUUAUCCUCCGCCUCCUAGCUAUCAUCAAAUUAGUAGUUUUCCUGAAUUACCGAGUGCUCCACACGCGGUGAUAGACGUUGCGCAACAGCCAAGGAUAACAAAAACGCGUCUAGAAGUUACACCAGUCGAGUGAUAGAUGAUUUCUUCAAACUUUCUUGAAUUUAAUUAUUCAAAAAUUCUAUGUAAAUUCGGUAUACAUAAUGAUUUGCCAUAAUUAUGUCUUCUUAUGUUUUUUUUUGUUUAGCAUUUUCGCUUUCCUUUUAAUUGAUCGGGUCACAUGCCUUUUGCUCUUCAUUACACUUUUUACAUUGUAUAUUACAGAUAACUUUAUUCUUUUUUGUCACAAACUGAUAUCAUAACAUUGAUAAUGAAAUUGUUUUUGCCUU